Messenger RNA from Clarias gariepinus (North African catfish), 1912 nucleotides. RefSeq names its product RAB4a, member RAS oncogene family (gene rab4a). Gene Ontology annotation, biological process: Rab protein signal transduction; regulation of endocytosis. The transcript is spliced from 8 exons. Gene Ontology annotation, cellular component: endosome. The record is from RefSeq and is a predicted model, not a curated record. Gene Ontology annotation, molecular function: GTP binding; GTPase activity. Lineage: Eukaryota; Metazoa; Chordata; Actinopteri; Siluriformes; Clariidae. The coding region runs from base 1 to 642 and encodes 213 amino acids.
AUGUCCGAGACAUACGAUUUCCUGUUUAAAUUCCUUGUUAUCGGCAAUGCAGGAACUGGAAAAUCAUGUCUCCUUCACCAGUUCAUAGAGAAGAAAUUCAAGGACGACUCAAAUCAUACAAUUGGAGUGGAGUUUGGCUCAAAGAUCAUCAAUGUGGUCAACAAAUUUGUCAAACUCCAGAUUUGGGACACAGCAGGACAGGAGAGGUUCAGAUCUGUAACACGAAGCUAUUACAGAGGGGCAGCAGGAGCUCUCCUUGUCUAUGACAUCACCAGUCGGGAGACAUACAAUGCUCUGACAAACUGGCUGACAGAUGCCAGGAUGUUAGCCAGUCAGAACAUUGUUAUUAUACUGUGUGGCAAUAAGAAGGAUCUGGAUGCUGAUCGGGAGGUCACCUUUCUGGAGGCAUCUCGCUUCGCUCAGGAGAACGAGCUCAUGUUUUUAGAGACCAGUGCACUAACUGGAGAAAAUGUGGAAGAGGCCUUUGUCCAGUGUGCACGGAAAAUCCUCAACAAAAUAGAAUCAGGUGAACUGGAUCCAGAGCGGAUGGGUUCAGGGAUUCAGUAUGGUGAUGCAGCACUACGGCAGCUUCGUUCCCCGAGAAGAGCUCAAGCUGAGAGUGUGCAGGAGUGUGGAUGUUAGAGCCCAAUAGCCAGAAAACGUUUAUAAAGACUAUUUUGGAAAUGGGCCGAGAGACGCAAAACAGUGGAGAAACUCUUCCUUCUCCUUCCUUUUUACUUCGGUUCAGACACGUCUGAAAUCUUGGGACGCUGCUGUGCUGUGGAACAAUCCAGGCCGAGGCAAAGACACCAACGGUGGAUGAGAAAUCUAGGUGCUUGCUGAAAGUUCUGCAAUGAGCUUUACCCAUUUAACCCUUCGUUUCCAGUCCUUCUUCUAUUAAUGUAUUUAGGUCUCGUGUAAAGAAAAACUUAAAUCAAUAUUUUGAAGCAUGUUUAUGGACUGCAUUUCCAUAACUUGAAUGAUUGUUUUAUCAGCUCAGGAGUGCUAUGGGUUACAACAACAUAUCAGCUGAAAACAUUAAUCUUUAUGAUGUACCAUCACUUACAUAUCAUUUGAUCAGUAUAAAAAUCCCACACGCCACUUAAAUCUUUUUUUAAAUAUAUAUAUAUAAAUGCUUUCUUUGGAAAGCAUGCAUUGUUGUAAUUCCAUCAUUCUGCUUUAUUUUUGCACAUAUACAACAUAUAUCAAAUGUUAUGUUACUUUUAAAACCUGGAAUGUCAAAUUAUAGUAGAUAUUGAAAAGAUCUUUAUAUAUAUAUAUAUAUAUAUAUAUAUAUAUAUAUAUAUAGUACUGACAAAUAUGUUACAAAAUAAUAAAUGAAUACAUUGAGAAGUGACCGUUACAUAGUGUUACAUACUUAAAUGCUGGUAUCUUGUUUAAAAAUGUUCAUUUGACUAACUCAUGGUAAGUGUUAUUAAAUAGAUCACAUUUAUAAAUGUAAUUGCUAUGUAUUCAUUCAUUUUUUUUCAUACAUUUUUGGAAAAGCUGUCAAGUCCUAUAUUUCAUUUGUUCUUAACCCAGCUGUGUUACUUAUAACUGUUACUGAUUAAGGGUGGGGAAAUAUUGUCUGUGGUUUCAACAUUGUAUGCAUACAGUGCUGAAAGUGUUUACACUUAAUUGUUAAUAGGAGAACAUGCUUCAAAGGCCAUACAGUGUAUUUGCAUUACAUUUGUUUGUGUAUUCUUUUAACAAAAGCCACUUUUGAGGAGCGAUGAAAAUGAUCAUGUAAUAAUAAUUACCCUUAAAUAUUUGUGCUUAAGUAACUGUAAAAGAGCUAGACAGAAACAAAGCUUGGACCAGAUAUGUUGCAAUAUAACAAUUGUGUAAAAUAUUGUUCUGAUAUGGUCCAGCUUUACUAGGAAGCAUCCUUCAAUCAAACAUGUUCAUACUA